AUGGCUAAUUCUAAAGAAUUUAUCAAGAUCCCAAUCUUUGACCUCUCUACAAAAACAUUAAACCCCACGUCAGCUUCAUGGCUCGCGGAUUGUAAGAAAGUGAGACGUGCUCUUGAAGAGUACGGGUUUUUCUUGGCACAGUAUAAAGACGUUUCGUAUGAGCUAGACAGGCAGGUGUUUUUAGUACUGAAGGAACUAUUUGAUCUGCCACUCGAGACCAAAACUAGAAACACUUCGGACUUAGUUUUUUACGGGUAUGUGGGACAAUUGCCUCAUGCUCCACUCCAUGAGAGCAUGGGGAUUCCAGAGGCAACCACCAUUGAUGCUGUUCAAAGCUUCACAAACCUCAUGUGGCCAUCGUCAGGAAACAAGUCAUUCUGUGAAAGCAUACAUUCCUAUGCAAAGCUAGUUUCAGAGCUGGAAAAAAAAGUGGACCGAAUGGUUUUCGAAAGCUAUGGGGCACAGAGACACUAUGACAAUCAUAUUGGAUCAACAACGUACCUCUUAAGAACCAUAAAGUAUUUGCCUCCGCACGCUAACAAUGAGGGCAAUAAUGUGGGGACCAAUGUCCACACAGACAAGAGCUUUUUGUCCAUACUUCACCAGAAUCAGGUCAAUGGCUUGCAAGUGCAGCUGAGGAAUGGGGAAUGGUUCUCCGUGGAUGUCCCUACUGGAGCAUUUGUGGUCAUGGCUGGUGAUGCUUAUGAAGCAUGGAGCAAUGGGAGGAUAUUUGCAGCCAAGCAUCAAGUGUUUAUGAAAGGGGACCAGCCCAGGUAUUGUCUGGCACUAUUUUCUUUCAACCGUGGCACCACCUAUAUACCUGAAGAGCUGGUGGAUUCUGAUCAUCCUCUGCAGUAUAAGGCGUUUGAUAAUUUCGGGCUGGCCCGGUUCUAUCUCAGUGGUGCAACUCAGAUGACUGAGAGCACUGCCAAGGCCUACUGUGGUGUUCCUAUCUGA
Molecule: messenger RNA, 957 nt
Organism: Striga hermonthica
Lineage: Eukaryota; Viridiplantae; Streptophyta; Magnoliopsida; Lamiales; Orobanchaceae
Source: the annotation of a GenBank genome assembly